AUGUCAACGGGUCUUUUAUUAAUGAUUCAAAAAUCACAAGCUAGUAAGGUAGUUAAAGUUCCUGCUUUAGCCGAAUCAAUUACAGAAGGCACCCUUUCGAGAUGGAAUAAAAGUAAUAUUAUUUCUGGUGAAUUUUUUCUCCGUUACGAGGUUGGCGAUUUUGUUCAGCAAGAUGAGGAAGUUGCGACAAUUGAAACCGAUAAGGUUGAUGCUCCUGUUAAUUCUCCGUAUACCGGCACGAUAGUCGAAUUAUAUGCAAAGGAAGAUGAUACUGUGUCCGUAGACCAAGAUCUUUUUAAAAUUGAAACAGGUGGAACUCCAGCAGAAGAAACAGAAACUACAAAGGAAGAAGCUAAGGAAGAACCAAAAGUGGAAAAGGAAGAACCAAAAGUGGAAAAGGAAGAACCUAAAAAGGAAGAACUAAAAGAAGAAAAGGAAGAACCUAAAAAGGAAGAACCUAAAAAGGAAGAGUCAAAAGAACGAAAAAAAGAACUUAAAGAACAAGAAAAGAUACCCUCUCCCUCACCACCAAAGACUGAUUCUAAAUCCGCUACAACCUUGUACGGUGAUCGCGAAGACCGUCAUGUAAAAAUGAAUAGGAUGCGUCUACGUAUUGCCGAAAGAUUGAAAGAGUCACAGAAUACAGCUGCAUCUUUGACUACUUUUAAUGAAAUUGAUAUGAGCAACAUUAUUGAUCUCCGUAACACUUAUAAAGAUUCAAUCAUGCAAAAACACGGUGUUAAGCUUGGAUUUAUGUCCGCAUUCGUCAAAGCGUCUGUUUUUGCACUUCAAGAAAUUCCAAUAGUCAACGCUUCUAUCGAAGGCCCUGACGGUGGAGAUACAAUUGUUUACAGAGAUUAUGUUGAUAUGAGCGUUGCAGUCGCUACACCAAAAGGUCUUGUUACUCCCGUUGUUCGAAACGCUCACCUGUUGUCUUUUAUUGAGAUCGAAAAUGCAAUCGCGGAAUUGGGUAAGAAGGCUCGGGAUGGGAAAAUUACUAUUGAAGAUAUGGCUGGAGGUACUUUCACUAUUUCAAACGGUGGAGUAUAUGGAUCGUUAUACGGUACUCCUAUUAUUAACAUGCCACAAAGUGCGAUAUUGGGAAUGCAUGCUACAAAAGAACGCCCUGUUGCGGUAAACGGAAAGGUGGAAAUUCGUCCAAUGAUGUACGUUGCUUUAACUUAUGAUCAUCGCUUAAUCGAUGGGCGUGAAGCUGUUAUUUUUUUGAAAACCAUUAAGGAGCAGAUUGAAGAUCCUCGUCGUUUGUUAUUAAGUAUUUGA
Rhizophagus irregularis DAOM 181602=DAOM 197198 is the source of this 1281-nucleotide messenger RNA. The record is from RefSeq and is a predicted model, not a curated record. NCBI's taxonomy places the organism in Eukaryota, Fungi, Glomeromycota, Glomeromycetes, Glomerales, Glomeraceae.